CGCGGUGCCGGCGGGGCUGAUCGGCAAGAAAGGCCUGCUAGCCCGCGCCUCGCUGGGAUCGUCGCCGCCCGGGCGGGACAUUAUGCCACAGGAAGAGUGAGCUCUUGCCCUUUUUUACCAUGGAGGACUCGGGAAAGACUUUUGGAUCAGAGGAGGAAGAAACAAACUAUUGGAGAGACCUGGCCAUGACCUAUAAGCAGAGGGCAGAGAAUACACAGGAGGAACUUCGAGAAUUCCAGGAAGGAAGCCGGGAAUACGAAGCUGAAUUGGAGACUCAACUGCAGCAGAUUGAAACCAGGAACCGGGACCUAUUGUCAGAGAAUAACCGCCUUCGAAUGGAGCUGGAAUCUGUGAAGGAGAAGUUUGAAAUGCAGCAUUCAGAGGGUUACCGGCAGAUCUCCGCCUUAGAGGAUGAUCUGGCUCAGACAAAAGCCAUUAAAGACCAACUGCAGAAAUACAUCCGGGAACUGGAACAAGCCAAUGAUGACCUGGAAAGAGCCAAACGAGCCACAAUCAUGUCCCUGGAAGACUUUGAGCAGCGUUUGAAUCAAGCCAUCGAAAGAAAUGCCUUCCUAGAGAGUGAGCUGGAUGAGAAGGAGAAUCUUCUAGAGUCUGUGCAAAGGCUGAAGGAUGAAGCCCGAGAUCUGCGGCAGGAAUUGGCUGUACAGCAGAAGCAAGACAAGCCUCGGACACCCAUGCCAGGCUCAGGGGAAGCCAAGAGGACAGACAUGGCUGUGCAGGCCACAGGCUCUGUACCAUCUACUCCAAUAGCUCACCGAGGACCUAGCUCUGGUUUAAACACACCAGGAAUGUUCAGACAUGGUCUGGACAGCUCCAGUGGUGGGACCCCACUCACACCUGCAGCCCGGAUAUCAGCCCUAAACAUUGUUGGGGACCUGCUUCGGAAAGUUGGGGCCCUGGAGUCCAAACUAGCAUCAUGCAGGAACUUCAUGUAUGAUCAGUCCCCAAGCCGGACAGUCGGGCCAGCCUUGGGGCGAGGAACCAAAAACAGAGAUGGCGCUGACAAAAGGCCAGGCAGCACCAGUGUGGGCGAUAAAGGGAGAGAAAAUUGAGACCCUGUGAGACUUGUUCCCGCUCUUGACAUUCGCUCUUAGAGCCUUGGGGCCCUGUGCUAGCCACUGGGGUACUACUGUCUCAUCUGUUAAAUAUGGUUUGCUCUGUCUGAAGGUCAGGAAAACGCUUGGAGUUUGGGAAGCCAGCCUCACAGCCAGCAUCACCAACGCUGCCAUCCACCCAGGGUGUGGUCAAGCUUUUGCUUUAGGACCAGUGGGAACUGCGCCCUCACCUGUCUUCCCUACUUUAUAGUCGGCUUUUAGUCAUUUUAUUUCCAAGGUAGUUUGAGACAUAAGAGCCAGCAUCACCAGCAUUCACUGUAUGCUGUGCAUCCUAAACUGACUGAGGCUGUUGGCCGUGGACUUGGCAUCAUCCCUAUAAUGUGGCCCAGUCCCUAGCAGUGGAUGUCAUUGAAAUGAGCUCUGCCCCCAACCAGGCAGCUCUAAGGUAUGUCAUUGGCUACCUAGAGUUUUAAUGGCCUCCAGAGAUGUUGUGUAUAAUCUUCAGAGCAGGACUAAAAAGCACAGCUCCGGAGCUCUCUACAGCCUACUUCCAGCUGAAGCUGUCUUCUGGAACAUUCUCCUGGUGCUUUUACAGCACGAUUAAAUUGUAUCUAGGACUGGGAGAUUACAGAGGCAAAAGGCUAGAUUAAACUAUGGCCAUGUCCGUUUGAUGCUUCAACACUGCCUCUUAGGUCAGUGGGAGUCUAUCCUCUAUAGAUAAACCCUGACUCCUGCCUUUCCUGCCCUGAUGUUGGGGUGACAUAUGCAUCAGGACCCUGGACAACUUUCAUUGCACUGGACUUUGUUACACCAUCCAUAAGAACAUCCAGCCAGCAAGGGUUUCAUCCAGACAGCAUAGAGCAACCAGGGUGACUGACUUGUGAGCUGGAGAUCACUGCUACAUGCUCCUUGGGGGUGCGGAAAACCCAGCACUUUCAGACGCUCCCUGGGGAUGUGGAAAACCCAGCACAAGUUCUGCCAUGCCAGCUCAUCUCUCGUCUCUGGGUGUGGUGCUGCCUCACGCUUUGGUCCACAAAGAGAAAAGCAUACUAAUACCAGAGCUUGGCACCCUUCACUUAGCUACUAACUUAUUUUCUAAUUGAUAGGGAAAAACUGGGCCUAGAAUCGGACCUAGAACUUUCUGUGUGCUACUGACAUUCACAAGGUUGACAUUCACAAGGUGGUUUUAAGCUGCUUGGCUAUUUGUUCUCUUUAGACAUAAUAACCUGGGAAAAGAUGGACUUUAUUUUUUAUAAGAAAUAAAAUAAAAAGAAAUGCCUGCUC
This is a messenger RNA of Arvicanthis niloticus (Nile rat), 2360 nucleotides long. It is a transcript of the gene Nde1, whose product is annotated as nudE neurodevelopment protein 1. Gene Ontology annotation, molecular function: microtubule binding. Gene Ontology annotation, biological process: centrosome localization; vesicle transport along microtubule; chromosome segregation. NCBI's taxonomy places the organism in Eukaryota, Metazoa, Chordata, Mammalia, Rodentia, Muridae. Gene Ontology annotation, cellular component: kinesin complex; kinetochore; centrosome. The record is from RefSeq and is a predicted model, not a curated record.